Molecule: messenger RNA, 465 nt
Organism: Aspergillus aculeatinus CBS 121060
Lineage: Eukaryota; Fungi; Ascomycota; Eurotiomycetes; Eurotiales; Aspergillaceae
Exons: 2
Coding region: 1-465 (154 amino acids)
Source: RefSeq, a predicted model, not a curated record
AUGGCUGUCGAAGACCUUGCGUCUUCUAGCUCACUCUCGCAAGAGUCUCGUGACACGAUUACUAUCGAUCAGGCGGUCCCCAACAUCCCCCGAGACCUUGACCUCGUAUUCGCGUCUGCUGAUCAUCUAGUUGAGUCUCACCGACUCACUCUGGCAGUCCAAGAAUUCAUCUUGAUGCUUGGUACUGGAAAAGCUACAACGCAGGUGGGUAGUACCGGUUUGAAUGUGACCAAGAACACGAAUAUGAGCAAUGAUGAUGUCAGGCAGGAGGGUCCUAGUGCCGAUCAAAGCAUUGUUGGCAGGUUGACGGUGAAGGAAGAGAAUAUGCGGUCUGUCCUCCAAUCUCCAGGAUGGCGGGCCGCCGCCAAACUCGGCAGCAACAGCAAUAAUGACCCCCAUAAGAUCGACCUCCGCCGGGCGGCAUAUCUGAAACAGAUCGAUGGUGCCAGUGGGCCAGAUUCCUAA